AUGAAUAAGAGGCAGAUGAGAGAUGAUGUGCAACUACUUUAACCAGCCAUUCUGUCGCUGCAACAUUUCAAAAGAAGAUUUCUCCACCUGAAAACUGGUUUUUGUACGCCUUUUAAGCUUUUUCGACUAAUGCGUCGUGCUUUGUGAGGUAGCCUAAUGAUGCUGAUGGUUGAGUGAAUGAUUUGCGUCUCUGUGGUUUUACAGUGUGUGGGCAGCGUGCACACUCAAGAGGAGAUUUCCUUCCGAGCCGGACUGGAAAAAACUGCGGAACUGAGCCAAAUACACCAAACGCGAUAAAAAGGAACGGAUGGCCGUAGCUAUCGAAAUGGGAGGAUGCUUAUGUUGUUUUAUCGUUCAUUUCACAGUGCCUCUUGACUUUUUAAAUUAGUUUGGUAGCAGACUCCAAAGGAAAAAUAUUUUGAACCUCUUUUAUUCGACGACGAGAGUCAUAUUAAUUAUCAAAACUAAGCUUUAAGUUUUAGAAAUCAAGCUGUUCGACCAGCAGAAAAUGAUGGGAAAUUAACACCGACUGAUCACUUUUGAGAAUAUCUGACAUAUAUGAUCAACCUAGGGGAGUUUUUCUUACAGAAAUAGUCACUUUGGAAUUGCAGAAUGGCAAUAAACACCGAUACGGAGUUUGCGAAAUCCAACCUUGGGGAGAGCGGCGGCACGCACCCGACCGAGUCUCACGAGACCGAGAAACUUCUCACGACCACCGAACCCACCGGGGUGAAGACCUCCAGCUCCUUAACCAUCAGUGUCGGGGCUGACAAGUCUCUCGAUGCCGAUCAGAACGGCCACAGUUUGCCUCUGAGAUCCGGAUCAGCGGGGCAGCUCGGCUCGGCUCCACUCUCCCCAUCCCGAGUCAGCCUAAGCCGCACAUCAUCCACAGGCAAUGCCAUCCAAGAUCAGCAGAAACCAAAGGACUACCUAAUACUGGUCAUUUUAUCCUGCUUUUGUCCAGUGUGGCCGCUGAGCAUCGUUGCAUUGGUCUAUUCAAUAAUGUCCAGAAACAGUCUACAGCAGGGGGAUGUGGAUGGUGCAAGGCGCCUGGGACGUUUGGCUCGGCUGCUCAGCUGUGUGUCUAUCAUUCUGGGCCUCCUGGUAAUCAUAAUCUACGUGGUGGUUGCAGUAACUGGAAAACAAUAAGGAUGAGAAACAUGCAUCUACAGCACUGCAAAAACUCACCCAUUAAGUACUUAAAAUAAGAAAAUAAUGCCUCAGAAGUAAAAAAAAAAAAAAAAAGGAGGGCUAAAGUGAAUAAAUUAGAUCCAAAUAAAUAAUAAUUAUGCAUGUAGUAGGUUAGCAUGCACAAUGAAAAGGAAAACAAAAAUCCCAUAUGUUACAAAGAACAGUGAUGGCUUGCAUUAUGUAAAUGAGACACAUUGCUGUUUCGGCAAGAACUCGCUUGAGGAUGACAUAAAGGAAAAGGGGACGUUUCUGCAAAGAUGGCUUUAGCAGAAUCUUUGAAAACACGAAGACGCCCAGCAAGCUGCAUUUUAACCUUAUGUUACUCCUGGUUGAUCUUGCAUUUAAAAAUUAUGCAGAUAUAUUUGCAAUAUAACUACUGAUCUAUGUUUUAUAAAAAUAUUUAUAUGUGGAGUUUAAGGUAUGGGAAUAACCUGUGGUUGACAGGACUGUUGGACAAAGACCUUGUCAGACCUGGAAAUGGAAAUGGGGAAUGAAGAAACUUGGUUGUUUUUUGUUUAUUUAUUUUGUAUAUUCUGAUCAUAAAAAGUGACCAAAAUGACCACUUGCAUGCCUGAUCUUGUAUGUGAAUAGUCAACUAUAAGCAUUUUUCGUUACUAUAUAUUUUUUAUUUUUUAUAAGAAACUCUGAGAGUAGUGGAUGUUUAAAGAUCGGAAUGUACAUGAUUGUCCAGUGUGUGUCCAAUGCAAAUCUUGCCAUAUUCUCUCAGUGGUAAAAAAAAAUCAUUGAGAGAUUUUCCUUAGCCUCCAGGUACUAGUAUAGUUUCCCCUCAGAGAGGUAAGACUGUAAUGUUACGCAUGCCAGCCCUCUGUUUCCUGACAGAACUACUGGAGCAUGGACAUUCAUCUAGAGGCAUGCAAAGGCCAGCACCAUUUUACCCUCUGUGCCAAGACCUUUAUAUCGGUAUGCUAAACGAAUCACAGGACUAUUCACCUUUGGUCCAGGAUAGAAUGCCAAUCUCUCCAGAGUCAUAAGACUUUCCUACUUAACCCUUAUAAAUAUGAGAUAUAUAUCAACAUAUUUAUAGAAAUAUUUAGGCAUGCCGUGGGUGGACAAUACAACACUUUUCUAUCUUCACCUAGAAUGAGCUUGUGUGUAAGGGACUUUGCUUUAAUAUGACACAUUUGAUAGUGUUUGUUGCAUCUCUGUGAUUACUGAUCUAUAACUGACAUGCUGAUAUCAAUAAGACAACAUAGUCAAUAUUGCAACAAUUAAAUAGGAGUCUGAAAAACUGAGCUACAGGGGCCAUAUUACAGAAACAUUUGAACUCUCCUAUAUUACCUACCUUGAACUUGUCAAAUGUUCAAUUAAAGGAAUCUUCCGGGUUCAAUACAAGUCAAGCUCAAUCAACAGCAUCUUAGCAUGUUUAUUACCACAAAUAAUUAUUUCUACUUGUCCCUUGUUUCAAAUAAAUAAAAAAAUUAAAAAAUGCGGUUACAGUAAGGCACUUAAAAUGGAAGUGAAUAGGGCCAGUUCACCGUCAAAAGUAUAGCAACAAAACGUGAAGUUUAUAUGCGUCAACAUGAUUUUAGUACAAAAAAAAAAAAAAGGUUUGAAAAAGGUUGUUCAAUUUACUUAUUUAAAAUUAUCUAAAGCAACACAAUUCUAGAACAUUGAAUUUCAUUGUGUUCUGUCCAAUUAAAUGUUUACUUAAUCCAUUUGAGUUUGGACUAUAUGAAUACUUUUUGUAGCAUUGAUGAAACUGGGCAGGGGAUUUCCAUUUUUUUGCAUGGGACUGGAUGGGGAGAACAAAUGUUGAAAUAAAGUGUUAUUUUAUGCAUUUUUGAGCAAGAUGAGAAUAGGAGGAGAUUUGUUAAUGUUUAAUGUUGUUAUAUUGGUAUUUAAAAAGAGUGUCUGUUAAGCUAGAGUUUUGGGGGUUACCAUUGUGGUGAAGAUUGGCGAUUGUGCUCAGGUUGAGGAUGGACUUUCACUUUCAAGUGAUGUUUGAUUCGAGUGCUGCUUGGCUUUAUAAGCAGGUGCAAACAAAUUGUCAGUGCAACAGUUUCACUGUCCUUACACUUGGUUACCUGUCUUAAACUAAUGAUUAAUCAAAUAAAUUAAGUUGGACCAACAUAAGAAAUUUAAAUUAAACAUUAGUAAAUUAAGUCUGACAAACCUAAUAAAGUUGAGUGAAAACUACUAUAGUACAUUGAUUUGACCUAAUCCAACUAAAUUAUGUUGGCUAAAUUCAUCUGAAUCAAAGAAAAUAAAUUGCUUGUAAAAACUCUUAAAUUCAGUUAAGGGUAAUGACUUAAUUUCUUUAGUGUGUGAUAAAAUCAGAGAUUUACCGCUGUUAAUGCAUUUACCAGAUUACAAGGUUUACCAACAUUAUGUUGUCAUGACAGCUAAGUUGUAAUAUUGGAUAUACAGUAAAUUUACCCAGACAAGGUUAGUGAUUUUAUCACACUAAAAUCAUGUUAACACGUAUAAUGUAUUGUAAGUGCCGUACUGUAACUGCGAUUUUUUCUUUUUUAAAUAAACGAGGGACGAGUCAAAAUAAUUUUUUGGGUAAUUAACAUUAUGUCAGAAAUGCUGUCAAUUGAGCUUAACUUGUCCUGAACCAGGAACAUUUCUUUAAAACAAGAAGUUCUUUCCUAUUAGUUCAGUUGGGUGACUAAUGAAAUACAAACGCAACAGGAAUCUAAUUCUUUCCAGAGCAGAGUCUACUGAUUUGCUUCAUAAGUAUUUUACUGCCCUGUCAUUUCAAAGCACUUUAUUACAGUUUCCAUCAAUAUUCUGAUGAUGGUAAGCAUCAGUCUCAUAUCUUAUCAAUAUUUUUGUUUACCGCAACUUUGGUGUUAAAUGUUGUUAAAGUAGCUAUGCAUCCUAAACUUUCUGUGUUUUGCAUAUCUUGCCAUAUAUAGAAUUUUAGCACAUAAACACUUAAAGGAACACCCAGAAAUGAAAACUGUCAUCAUUUGUUCACCCUAAUGUUGUUCCAAACUUCAUGGAGCACAAAAGCAGAUGUUGGGCAUUAUGUCAGUCUUAGUCACCAAUCACUUACAUUGUUUGGAAAAAUAUGCUAUUCUAAAAGCAAAUGGUGACUGAUACUAUCAUACUGCCUAACAUCUCCUUUUAUGUUCCAUGUAAGUCAUACGGGUUUGAAACAACAUAAGGGUGAAUAAAUGAUGACCAAAUUUUUAUUUUCGGGUGAACUAUCCCUUUAAGAUGGUCAUAUAAAUGUUUGUUUGUUUGUUUUUUUAAAGCAGAACAUAUUCAGCUGUUCUUAAUUCAGUUUUAUUAAUCUUGGCUAAUGUUUUUAUAUCAGAUGCUUUUCUUCUGUUAUUGCACUUUUGUUCACUAACCAGUUAUGUCAUAAUAACCUUUAUGCCAAUAUGAAUGAGAUGCAAAAUGCUGCUAUGUGUCUUUUAAAACUGUGAUUUAUUAUGUACACAUUUUGGAACCUUGUUUCACUUGUACAUCGAUGUUUUUCAUAGUUAUUGUGUACCUUUGCAAGUGUGAAAUAAACAUUAAAGUGCAUAGUCCACAAUUUGCUUUCAAUUAUUGGUCUUUCUUGGUGGAGGUAAUACCAUAUUAGCAACAAAGGGAAAAGUGAAGUCAAUCAUACAAAGAAACACAGGAAGACAACACCUUAUUCUUUCUCUUGUAAAGCCUUCCUGCCUAUACCACAUAUACACAAGCUUCAUGCUGUUGUAAAUAAUGCAUGGCUAAGGAAAUGGCACAAGAUCUACAGAGUGAUUUUACACUUCCCUGGUUCUCUGAUCUCUAAGUAUGGCCUUUUGCCCAGCUAUACUCCAGCACUCUGCACUAACUGCACUCACACAGUGACAUAAAGUGUUUAUUGUAUGCACAAAUCAUGAGCUUGAAUGAGACUAAAGUGUUAUUAUUAGUUAUUUAGAAUCGGGCUUUGAAAUUGAUUUUCUAGCAGGAAGAAGAAACCAAGCAAGGGAUAAUGUACAGUCAGCCGGUAAACCCCAGCAAGGUGAUCAGUCUGAAGGGGUUUAUUUUGUGGGUAACACUUUACAAUAAGGUUUCAUUUGUUAAUAUUAGUUAACAAUAUUAGUUAACAUGAAUUGACAAUGAACAAUAUUUUACAGCAUUUAUUAAUCUUGGUUAAAGUUAAUUUCAAAAUAUACUGUAGUAACACGUUUCUAAAAAGCUAAAGUUGUAUAUGUUAACAUAAGUUAAUGGACUAUGAACUAACAAUGAACAAUUGUAUUUUUAUUAACUAACAUUAACAAAGAUUAAUAAAUGCUGUAAAAAAAUUUCAUGAUACCUAAUGCAUUAACUAGUUAACAAAUUGAACCUUAUUGUGUUACCAUUUUGUGACAAUGACAGUGCUGACAGUAUAUUACCCCGCUUAUUACACAGCUCACUAAAUAAAUGGACAGGAAAUGUGAAUUUGAGUUUAAAUUACUUUAUUAGAGAAGAGAAGAGAUAGCAGAGUGUUCAGGAAAACUGAAAUUAGAUGAGCAGUCAGUUAUACUGAAAUGCCAAGGAAAACGGUAAUUACUCAGACAUAUAUUUCACCUCUGAAUGUCGUUAUUGACCAAUCAGAAUCAAGUAUUAGAAAGCAGUGUAAUAAAGACUUAACAAAAUAUAUUUAGAAUAUAUUUGAGAUCUAAACCAAGCUAUAUUACCAAAUGCUGAACCAGCCUAAAGGGCCCUUCCUAUUUAAUUAGUAAUUCAGCUCUCAACCAGCUAAACUGGCUUUUACAUACACUGGGUCACCUUUCCAUACUACCUUCAAUUCUACCAAGGCUUGCCGAGUGGCUAGCUUCAUUACUGCUUUAUUGUGACUUAGACAAGUAUCAACAUCCUUUGUUGGUGCUGCAACAACACUACUAUCAAUCAAUCAAUGCCCUCUUAGUUAAGGUGUAGGGUUAGGGAACAGACAGAAUCAUUCCUGUUAUGACUCGUUUCUUUACUUAGUUUAGCCCCAUAAAGCAGUGCGUAUAAUAUUUGACACAUGAUUUUCUAAAGCAGCUACUUCAUCAGCAUGAUGAAUACUUUGCUGAAAAGUCUAGUACAUUUUUUUUUUUUACAGUGUACUAGAUGUCUACUGCCUCCUGGUGAAAGUUUCUGUGCUCUUCUGAAAGUAAAAAACCUUGUAAAAUCAUUCCCAAAAAGGCCGCCUAUUGUGAUAGACCUGCCAUUUUGCAGAGAAAUCUUUGCUGAUUUUGAUAAAGUAACAAUAGUGUUUAUAUUGUUACUGAUAUUUCAAAAUAAGUAUUUGCUGAAUUGAAGCAACUUGUGCUUGGUUAAAAUUUUGUACAUUAUUUUAUUGAAAAAUCACAUUGAAAUGCAUGUAUCAAAUAUGAUACAGCAGGCUUUUGAGGUAUAUCUCUCAAUCAUUAUUACAUUCACAUGCCCAUUACA
Messenger RNA from Myxocyprinus asiaticus (Chinese sucker), 6549 nucleotides. It is a transcript of the gene trarg1a, whose product is annotated as trafficking regulator of GLUT4 (SLC2A4) 1a. Bases 613 to 1149 code for a protein of 178 amino acids. Gene Ontology annotation, cellular component: membrane. The transcript is spliced from 3 exons. NCBI's taxonomy places the organism in Eukaryota, Metazoa, Chordata, Actinopteri, Cypriniformes, Catostomidae. The record is from RefSeq and is a predicted model, not a curated record.